This is a messenger RNA of Sphaerodactylus townsendi, 929 nucleotides long. It is a transcript of the gene GRPEL1, whose product is annotated as GrpE like 1, mitochondrial. The record is from RefSeq and is a predicted model, not a curated record. Lineage: Eukaryota; Metazoa; Chordata; Lepidosauria; Squamata; Sphaerodactylidae. Gene Ontology annotation, cellular component: PAM complex, Tim23 associated import motor. Bases 24 to 686 code for a protein of 220 amino acids. The transcript has 4 exons. Gene Ontology annotation, biological process: protein folding; protein import into mitochondrial matrix. Gene Ontology annotation, molecular function: protein homodimerization activity; adenyl-nucleotide exchange factor activity; protein-folding chaperone binding.
AUUCUCCAGGUAGAGGCGGCAAGAUGGCGGCGGUGGUGUGGGGCUCGCAGCGGCUUGCAGGGCGGGCGGCCCGUUUCUUUCUCCUCCCGGGGCGGACUUCUCGAAUGCUUUGCACAGUGACUAAGGAAAAAAGUACUGGACCAAACAUGGAAGAGGAUCCAAGUCACCACCACAGUGAACAGAAAUCUGACUCUGCUGCAAAGUUAUUAACAGAGGAAAAGACUAAACUGGAAGAUCAACUAAAAGAAAUUACUGACAAGUAUAAACGUGCCUUGGCAGAUGCAGAAAAUCUGAGACAACGAACUCAGAAACUGGUUGAAGAAGCAAAGUUAUAUGGAAUUCAGAGUUUCUGCAAAGAUUUGUUAGAAGUUGCCGAUGUCCUAGAAAAGGCCAUGGAGAGCGUUCCCAAAGAGGAGCUCAAGGAUAAAAACCCUCAUCUGAAAAGCCUCUACGAAGGUCUUGCCAUGACAGAAGUUCAGAUACAGAAAGUGUUUGGAAAACAUGGCUUGGCGAAACUGAAUCCCCUUGGAGCCAAGUUUGAUCCUUAUGAACACGAAGCAUUAUUCCAUGUUCCCGUGGAAGGGAAGGAGCCAGGCACAAUUGCCUUGGUAUCCAAGGUUGGCUAUAAAUUGCACGGUCGCACUCUGAGGCCUGCCUUAGUCGGUGUGGUGAAAGAACUGUCAUAGUUUAAUCUGAAAGAACCACAGUGCUGCACAACGAUUAAUGGAUAAUGGUCCACUUCACAUAGCGAUGAUGCGAAAGGCACGAGACGUUAAGCCCACAGUGAACGGGGCAGCAGUAAGCAACCUAGAAAUGCAUUCCAACUGAAUGCAGAGGGAUUACUAUGUGAAUUUUACGAAGUAUAUAAGCCGUACAUUAUCUGUACAUUCUGAUAAAUAUUGUGAUGAUUAAAGAACUCUGCAGUAUAA